This is a messenger RNA of Seriola aureovittata, 1321 nucleotides long. It is a transcript of the gene rsl24d1, whose product is annotated as ribosomal L24 domain containing 1. NCBI's taxonomy places the organism in Eukaryota, Metazoa, Chordata, Actinopteri, Carangiformes, Carangidae. The transcript is spliced from 6 exons. Gene Ontology annotation, biological process: ribosomal large subunit biogenesis. The record is from RefSeq and is a predicted model, not a curated record. The coding region runs from base 76 to 570 and encodes 164 amino acids. Gene Ontology annotation, cellular component: nucleolus.
CAGGAAACGAGAAGAAGACGGGACGGGUCGGUCUUGUUGUUGUCGGUCGUCGUCCGCAGCACUUGUGCUGUGAAAAUGCGCAUCGAAAAGUGUUAUUUCUGCUCCGGUCCGGUGUACCCUGGACAUGGGGUGAUGUUUGUACGGAACGACUGUAAGUCAUUCAGAUUCUGCAGAUCAAAAUGCCACAAGAACUUCAAGAAGAAGCGUAACCCAAGAAAAACCAGAUGGACCAAAGCAUUCAGAAAGGCAUCAGGAAAGGAGUUGACAGUGGAUAACGCUUUGGAGUUUGAGAAACGCAGAAAUACACCUGUUAAAUAUAACAGGGAUCUGUGGGACAAGACAGUGGAAGCAAUGAAGAGGGUGGAGGAAAUAAAACAGAAACGACAGGCAAGAUUUAUCAUGAACAGAUUAAAGAAGGGCAAACAGUUGGAGAAAGAAGAGGCCAUCAACGAAGUGAAGAAAAAUAUUCACCUUAUCAAAGCACCACAUGCAGGAAAGGCCAAACAAAUGGAAGACAAAAUGGUGCAAAAGUUACAAGAGGACGUCGACAUGGGGGAUGAGGAUAAUUAAUCUCAUGCCCAAGGGGUUCUUUUGGUGGCGUGAAAGUGGAGAGGAAGUUGACCUUGUAUUAUAUUGUACUUUUGUUAUUUCCAAAUGGCCGGUGAUGGAUACAGUAAUGCAUUGAGUUUUUAACUGAUAUAAAAGGACAGAAAAUAUUUACCUAACAAAGAUCUGCCUCUAAAGCAGCAGCAAUUUACCACGUCUCCCAGUCAUUUUUUUUCCUGUGUGGUAGUUGGGACUCAGUCCUUUUGCAUAGUUUUAAGUUUAGUUUAACAGAAAUGCAGAAAAUGCUAGGAGGUAACCAAUGAGAAAAAAACAUUUUUUGGGAAUUGCUUUUCUUCUGUUUCUUAUUUUUUGUGACAUUAUACCUAUUAUAUACAUAUAUAUGGCUAAAUUAAAACAUAAGUUGAUGCCAAAAUGAAUGGUGGAUUGAAUAUUUGUAAGAAACAAUACGCCGUUUUACUUUUGUGUUAAUUUGGAUUUUUGCUGAUAAAACCUUAAUCUCUGAUGGUUGUGUUGGCAUGAAGAACAUAAUGGCAGAAGGGAAGGUUAUAUUGUAUAAUGCAAGCACAUCCAGUGUGUAACCUAUGGUGUAAGUGUAGUGCAUUAUAUGCCAUAAGCAAAAACAACUGUUAGGCUAUGUUCAUGAUUUCCACAUUUGUCAUCCAACCACAAUUUAAGUAAUGAAGUUAUUUGUAUCUUAAAUUAGCAAUAACAGACAAAAAAUUUGCACCCCCCAAAAAUAAAGAUACAAUUAUAA